Messenger RNA from Ochotona curzoniae (black-lipped pika), 2245 nucleotides. RefSeq names its product chromosome unknown C1orf52 homolog (gene CUNH1orf52). The record is from RefSeq and is a predicted model, not a curated record. The transcript has 3 exons. The coding region runs from base 71 to 622 and encodes 183 amino acids. NCBI's taxonomy places the organism in Eukaryota, Metazoa, Chordata, Mammalia, Lagomorpha, Ochotonidae.
CCGGCUUGGGACGCGCUCCGGAGCCGCUUCCUGCUUCCGGUGGCGUGCUGGGUCGCCGCGCGCAGCCGUCAUGGCCGCGGAGGAGAAGGACCCGCUGAGCUAUUUCGCAGCCUAUGGGAGCAGCAGCUCGGGCUCCUCGGGCGAGGAGGAUGACAGCGAGCCGGAGGAGACGAGUCGCCGGGCCGCCGAUGCGGAGGCCAAGCCGGCGGGCGGCUGCGGGAACAAGGCGGAGAAGCGGCUGCCGGGCCCCGACGAGCUGUUCCGCAGCGUGACUCGCCCGGCCUUUCUCUACAAUCCGCUCAACAAGCAGAUAGACUGGGAGCGGCACGUGGUGAAGGCGCCGGAGGAGCCUCCGAAGGAGUUCAAGGUGUGGAAGUCCAGCUACGUGCCCCCACCGGAAACCUACGCGCAGGAGAGGAAGCCACCGCCCCCAGAGCUGGACAUGGCGAUAAAGUGGUCCAACAUAUACGAGGACAACGGCGAUGAUGCCCCACAGAAUGCUAAGAAAGCCAGGCUCUUGCCGGAAGGGGAGGAGACGCUGGAGUCAGAUGAUGAAAAAGAUGAACAUACUUCUAAAAAGCGCAAAGUAGAACCAGGAGAAUCAACGAAGAAGAAAAAGUAGAAACCAACAAUUGACAAGGACUUCUGGACUGUUAAACUUGUUCCAGUGUGACUUUGGGCUUAUUAACUUGAUAUUGUGGAUUAUUAUGACAAAGCAUCUCAAUAUGUUAACGAACUAAUAACAUAUUGCCUCAAGAACUUUCCACUGCAGAAUUCAUUUUUAUUUAAGAUUUGUACGUAUUUAAAAUUCAAUAGAAACCUGUGAUUGUGAAAUUGACAACAUUGGGAAGCAUUCUCACUGAAACAACUGGUGGCAUACUUUGAGAGUUUUUGUCACAUUUAACAUGCCAAUGUUCUAUUUGAACCUUUUAUAAAGGAAUAUAUAUUUUUUAAAGUUAAUAUGUUGUACUGUGAACCUGUAGGGUGCUUUUCAACAGUGUACAGUGUAAAUAGAUCAUGAAAAUAAAAUGAUUUAUUCAAUACUACUUUAUAAUAUUAACAUUUGAAUAUAUGUCCGUGAAAAGUAUUCCCUGCCAUCUCCUAUUUUCAGUUGUAAUUAUUUUUACCAUAUAAUUACCUGAAGUAAUGCCCGUUGUGUGCCAGAUGCUUUGUGCGUGUGUUACCUGUUAUCCUCAAACCGUGGUCAAGUAGGUGUUCAUAGCUAUACCUGUUAGUAGAAAGAUCUUGAAUAAUUUGGACAAGGUUACACAGUGACAGCUGCAAUUGGAAUUUAACUUGGACACAUAAACUAUCACAUUGAGCCACUUGUAUGUCGUUAUCUUUUAGGGACUACAAUUAUUAUUGUCUCUCCCUCGUAUCUUAUGUUGCAGUUAGUGCACAUCUUCUGUUCCUGAUUAUUUGUAAGGCUCUAUGCCUUACGAUUUUUCAUUAAUUUCUCUAUUAAAAGGUAAGUUUACUGAAGAUAAGAAUUUUGAAAUGUUUCUUAAAAUGUCUACUUUUUUGUGAUGUUUUUCUCCAUGAACAUUUCCAGAUCACUUGUAAAUGCAUGUUUCAACUCUUUUGUGUGCACCAAAACAAUGUUAAAAUUCCAUUUUCCCAUGAAUGUUGUGAAGAAUAGCCAUCUAAUGUAACCCUACUUGUACAUGUUUUAUUCUUAGUUUUUAUUUGAGAGGCUAGCAGGGCUCCCACCUACUAGUUUACUCCCAGAUGCCUGCCAAGAGCCAGACUAGGCCACAGCACGAGACAGGAACUCAGUCUGGUCUCCCACAUGAGUGACAGGGACUCGGCUCCUGCUUCCCAGGGCGCACGUUGGCAGGAAGCUGAGCCCUAAACCCCCCAGGUAUUCCAGUAUGAGGUAGGUAUCCCAACUGUCAUCACACGUGACACUGAAGGCCUGCCCGCCUCACCUCAUAAUUCAGUGCUUAUCAUAUAGUAAUACUGAACAGUGAACAAGGGUAGGUGUGAGGAUGGUAUCUGCUUUAAGUUCUACAAACCAAAAUACAGUGCAAAUAUUUGUAGCAUAUUGAGUGAUAAAGUUGCAUGUGCGUGAAUAUUUAUACGAUUAUGCCUUCAAGAGGACAUUAACUACAGGGUAUUAAAUGUCCAGUAUGUGAAAAAAGAGAGAUUAACCUUCAGUUUAAAUCUCCAGACUUUUAUUCUUUCAUGCUAGAUCCAUUGAAUCAGGAAUGUGAAUCAGAUUAAAAUUUAUAAAAGAAAUUAAAAA